AUGUCGGCGUCCCAGGUGACGGCGGGCGGAAUUGCGCCGAGCUACGGCUACUUUAAGUUCACGCCGGAUAGGAUCUCGGUGACUCCCCCGCUGGUCGGUCGACCCGACAUACUCACCUGGAAGGAGGCCAUCGAGCCCCAGCUGGAGAUGGCCGGGCUGAUCAGCUUCGCUCGAGGUACCGUGGCGACGCCGAGCGACCCCGACUUGCGAGCUGAGUUCCGCGCUGUGCAGCUGUUGACCUUCACGGUCAUCUCACGGUGCUGCUCGCCGGGUAUGCAAAUCGCCUUGAAGUGGUGCCGGGAGUACCUCGACGCCGGCCACCAGGCGUGGCACUUCAUUGAGUCGACCUACCAGGUCACCGACGACUUGUUCAUCGCCCAACUGGAGGGGCAGCUGACACACCUGCGUAUGGGCGACCAGGAGACGGCGACCGACUACUGCAACCGGGCCCGGCGGAUUCUCGCCACCAUCAGGAUGGCCGGUGCGGAGUACUCGACGGCGUCGUACAUCACCCAUGUCAUGCAGGGACUUCCGAGCAGCUACAACCUGCUGAAGCGGCUGUCGAUGGCGCCGAGCACGCGGGCGACGCUCAACGAGGACACGUUGACCUCGUACAUCCUGCAGGACGAGGCGAUGCAGGAGGCCGAGCGGUCCCAAGAGCUCUUGGCGCAGGUGAACUACGUCGCCCCGGCGAAGCAAGGCGGUCGACCGGGGCAGCGCGGACAGUCCGGCGGCAGUGGUAGCAGUGGCUCGAAGUCAACCAAGGAGGUCGACAAGAAGAAGUCGACCAAGGACAGUCGAGGAGGAGGAGGUCGACGUCGGGAGUGCUGGAUCUGUCACAGCCCCGACCAUCUCUCCUUUGAGUGCCCCGACCGCAGUGACUCCGACGACGACGACGACAAGGGAGGCCGUGGGAGAUCUGGAAGUCGUCGUCCACGUCGUGGAGGAAAGGAGAAGCCGCGCAAGGAGAAGCAGUCGACCACGUCGACCACGGCGAAGGACGCCGACUCCUCUGCUAGCGGCAAGGGGAGCAACGACAAGUCGGCGUCGUGCUCGCUGGUCGGGGUCGUGGAGCCGACCGUCUCGCUGGCACCGGAGGCCGGAGAGGACUUCCAGGCAUUGGCGGCAGUCGUGCAGGCGAACCCGGCGGUCGUCCUGCUGGACAGCGGCUGCUCACACCACCUGAUGGGGACAAAGGACGCCUUCGUCGACCUGGGGCCGAGCGGCGACUUGAAGCACGUGCGUGGCUUCAAUGGGGCGCUGCAAGACGUCCAGGGCCGGGGCACGGUCGCCUUGCAAGGCGAGGCCGGGAAGCAGGUUCUCAUCCCCGACGUGCUGUACGUCCCGGGUGUGCGGGCCAACCUGUUGUCGUCCGGCCAGCUGAAGGAGCAUGGCGUGAAGUUUCGGGAGGACGGCGACGGGAUGCUGCUUGUCUCGGCAGCAGGAGAGGUGCUUGGUCGGGCGACGUACUCCGGGCGAGUCCUCUGCACCGACCUGCGUCCCUGCUCAAUGAGGUCGCCGUCACCUACGCCGGAGGUUCUGGCCCUGCGGGCGAUCGUCUCUAAGACGAAGUCGACGCCGAGCAGGAUGCAUGCUCGGCUUGCGCACGUCGGCAUGGACACCAUCCGGAGCUCGGCGAAGCACGAGGUCGCCACUGGGCUGGACCUCAAGUCGGCGACGGGCGCCGACUCACCGUGUGUCUCGUGCGUCGGCGGGAAGCUGGCGCGGCACACCUUCCCCGACCAAGGCUCCGACGCCGACGACGUGCUAGCCGUCGUCCACAUCGACUUGUGCGGGCCAUUCCGGGUGGCUGCCAAGGAUGGCAGCCUGUACUUCUUGCUGCUGAAGGACCAAGUGGCUGGUGCUGGUGGAGCGGCAGACGAAGAAGUCGGUGUUGCAGCUACGCUCUGA
Closterium sp. Yama58-4 is the source of this 1911-nucleotide messenger RNA. NCBI's taxonomy places the organism in Eukaryota, Viridiplantae, Streptophyta, Zygnematophyceae, Desmidiales, Closteriaceae. The record is from the annotation of a GenBank genome assembly.